AUGGCUUCUGCCAAAUUGAUGCUGCUUUGCAUUCUGCUGCUCAGCCAAAGUGCCGUCUAUGCGAAUCCCCUUGCUCAUUCGAAUUCCAAACGACAGAGUCUCUCCGGUGGGCAGCUUCCAGUUCCCUCUACCUAUGCUGCUCCUCGCUUUCGUUGGUGGUGGCCAGGUGGUUGGAUUGAUCCAGAUGUGGUGAAGAAUGAGAUCCAAGCAAUUGCUGCUGCAGGAUUUGGGGGCGGGGAAAUUGGCGAUGUGGAAGAUAGUAUCAAAGUUUCCAUGGACCCCAAGAUAUACGGCUGGGCUCGCGAACGAUGGAAUGCCGGGAUAGAAGCUGCCUACAAGGCUGCUAACAAGCUCGGCGUUUACGUGGAUCUUACUCUCGGGCCUCACUGGCCCACGGGCGUACCAGGAUAUACUCCAGACUCACCGGAGACUUCCAAAGAACUUGUUCAUGGCCAGCUUCUAUUAAAUGCUGGGAAUUCGUACAGUGGCUCGCUUACCCUUCCUAUUGUCAAUCCGUCCGGAACCAAUGCCACUUCGGUCAAUGACACUGUCAUUGGAUUUGAGCCCUCCACUUUGGUGAACAUUACUCAGCACUAUGCAAAAAGUAAGUUGACCUGGACUGCACCGAGUGACGGAAAAUACAUCGUUGCAGCAGUAUAUGGUAGAGGUACCGGCCAGAUUCAAAACUUAUAUGACAGCAACACCAACGCCCCUGAAGUGACAUAUCCCUUUCCGGCAUACAUUGUCGAUCACUUAUCCCCUGCCGGUGUUCAAGCAUCAGUUCAAUACUAUAACAAACAUAUCUUGAGCGAUGAGAUUAGGGCUUUACUCAAAGCGUCCGGAGGCUCACUGUUCGAAGAUUCGCUGGAACUGAAAUUGAAACAGUACUGGACACUAGACUUCAUUGCCGAAUUUACAAAGCGACGGGGAUAUGAUCUCACACCAUAUCUUCUUUAUGUAUUGAAGGACAGAAAUACCUUUACCGGUGACGAUAACCUCGCAAGCAGAAUUGAGUACGACUUUUUACUCAACGGUCACGGACUUCCCUAUACUGCGACCUUUUAUUCCUCUCGGGCAGCGUCCGCCGUGGAUAUCCCCGAAGGGGAGUCGCUGGGCUUUGACGGCGACAAUGAUGCCUUCCGUGUCCUGGCCACCGAGCGCGAUAUUGCUGGUAAGACCAGAAUUCUGUCCAAUGAGUUGGGUGCAUAUAUGGGCAAGGCCUACGGCGUAACUUGGAAUUUCCUUCUUGGGGCUGCCAACCUGGACUAUUCUCUGGGUGUUAGCCAGGCGGUCAUCCACAGCUUUCCCUACCGCGACUCGCCAAGUAGUGAAUGGCCUGGCUUCGCACCCUUUACACCCCUCGGGGAGUCGAGCAAUGGAUUCGCAGAUGCAUGGGGCCCACGAAUGCCGCAGUGGCUCUUCGCGUCCAACGCCAGUAGCUAUAUGGCCCGGGCUCAUGCUACCCUACAGACAGGGGUGCCCUCCGUCGAUCUGGCUAUCCUGAAGACGGAUUGGGGAGUCACGGCCACCUGGGAGGAUACCGGAUUAAAUAAUUUCGCCCUGAAAAAUUCAAAGCAAGUUUCAACUCAGUCUGAUGCGCCCGCUGCACUGCAGGCUCUUGGUGUGAGUCCAAUCGUCAAAUACUCUAGCUCAGCCAACGUAUCUAUGAUCGCAACACGGCAUCGGCUGACAUCAAUCCAAUUGGAAGGUGAAGGUUACCCACUGGCUUUCAACCUUUGGACAGGAGAGGUGGUCCCGAUCGCCGCGUUCAGCACCAACGGCGGGUAUACUUCAGUGAACAUCUCUUUGGGCGAGAACGGAGCACAGGCGAUUUACCUCGGUCAAAACAAUCCGUACGGUGUAACAAAUCUCAAGAAGCACGUAACUACUACGGAUGCUGAAAUAGUCGCUGACAAGUCGAACAGCCUGUACAUCCGCGCCAGCAAGAAUGGGACGUACUCCGCGUCGCUUUCGACCGGCAAAUUAGUCCACGAGACUUUCAAUGCUAUCCCAACACCUGUUGAGUUGUCGUCUUGGUUAUUGUCAGUUGAGGACUGGGCACCGAGGAUCACGAACGAGACGGGUCUGCAGUCCUCUUUUACGACGAAAACAAUCCUGUCAUCGGUGAAAUUGGAUGGGCUGAAGGCAUGGCCGAACAUCAUGGGGCUAGAGUAUGCCAGCGGCAUUGGAAUACAUAAGACUACUAUACAACUCUCCUUGGAACAAACCAAGUUCGCGGAAGACUCUCUGGGUGUGCGAAUCAACUUGGCCGAGGUGGAAGGGAGCUGGAGCCUCAAGAUCAACGGUGUUCAUGUUGACGGCAUCGAUUUCAUGGUUUCAGCUCCGCUAGAUGUGACCUCAUAUGUAAGGGAAGGGUCAAACGGGGGAGGGUUAGAUAUCGAAAUAAUCGUGGCGACCACGCUGUGGAACAAACUCCACAAGACAUGGCCGAGUCUUUACGGAUCACUAGAGGCGCAGGAUAUCGGACUGCUGGGCCCCGUGAACCUGACAUACUACGCAGAAAGACAGAUUUAA
Penicillium macrosclerotiorum is the source of this 2535-nucleotide messenger RNA. RefSeq lists its product as uncharacterized. The record is from RefSeq and is a predicted model, not a curated record. The coding region runs from base 1 to 2535 and encodes 844 amino acids. The transcript has 8 exons. Lineage: Eukaryota; Fungi; Ascomycota; Eurotiomycetes; Eurotiales; Aspergillaceae.